This is a messenger RNA of Plasmopara halstedii, 198 nucleotides long. RefSeq lists its product as uncharacterized. The record is from RefSeq and is a predicted model, not a curated record. The transcript has 2 exons. The coding region runs from base 1 to 198 and encodes 65 amino acids. Lineage: Eukaryota; Oomycota; Peronosporomycetes; Peronosporales; Peronosporaceae.
AUGUUGAUCUCAAUGAGUAUGAUGUUAAGUAUAUCUACCCGGGCUACAGCUUUGAAUACAGGCCUGACUCCACUAGCUGAUGAGAAACGUCUUGUGCUACGCAUAUCAACAUCUUCUCUUUGGGACCUUCUUGUCGAUAUGGGACCCAAAAUUCUCAUCAAAUCUAGUUUGGAGAAUAUUGUUUUAACUGCACCAUGA